Molecule: messenger RNA, 3132 nt
Organism: Anneissia japonica
Lineage: Eukaryota; Metazoa; Echinodermata; Crinoidea; Comatulida; Comatulidae
Product: protein FAM114A2-like
Exons: 12
Coding region: 140-2398 (752 amino acids)
Source: RefSeq, a predicted model, not a curated record
UCAAAACACAGUUGUGACGUCUAGUUGACCAAAUCAAAGCCAAAUACACGUGUACGUUUUUUACGUAUGUGCUCCUGUCAUAAGGUUGUCCUAUAGGUCUACAUUGUUAUUCACCAUUUAAUCACAAUAAAGCAUUACGAUGACCGAGAGUGAUGAUAGUGAUAUUGAUUUUCAAAGUGCCGAUGAAGGUGAAGAAGAAACAGAAAUUUUAGAACUUAAACAACCAGAUACAAUCGACCAUGAAGAAACAAAACCAAACCAAUCAACAGAUAAAACUGAUGCAAAUACUGAGGAAGGAAUUAGAAAUGUAGAUGAAAGUAAUAAUGAUGUAGAAGAUGGGGAAUCAGAAAAUAAGGAUAAAAUAGGAAAAAAUGUUGAGUUACGGGACGAUUUAACAACGGAUGAACAAGAAACCUCAAAUAAUGAAGUAAAACCUGAAGAAAGUAUUGAGGAAGCACCCCUUUCUGCAGAAAUUGAACAAACUUGUAUACAAGAAGAAAGUGUAACUGUAAAUAACAGUGAACAAUCUGCUGAAUUAUCUGUUGCUCCUAGUGAUCAGAUAAUAGGUAGACAGGUGGAUUCACAGGUGGAUUUGUCUGUUAAUUCACAGGUGGCUGUAAAUCCUGCUGGAGGCGAUUCUGAAAGGUCAAAUCUUCAAAGCCCACUAGAUAGAUUGUCAGAGAAGAGUUCGAAAACCUCUGGUGGUUGGGGAUGGGGAAGCUGGGGUAAAUCAAUGUUCUCAUCAGCUACAUCAACAGUAUCGGGACUUGGACAUGGGUUAUCCUCGGCAAUUCAAUCCGUUGAGUCGUCACUAGGAGUUCCACAACCCAAAGAAAUUGCCCUUGAAGAGAAAACUGAUGUUGAAUCUGAUGUAAACGGUGGAAAUGAAAACACUACAAAUGAGGAAAAAGAAAAGGAGGAAAUUAGCACAGUAGAAGAAAAGAACAUUGAAGAAAAUGGCGAAGAAGGAGACGUUGGAGCUGAUAAAAAUUUUGCUGAGGAACCAAACUCUGGCUAUGGCAUCUUCUCCUUUGGUGCUUCUGCUAUCACUGGCAUGGUCUCAGGUGGACUAGGAGCACUAGAGAUGAUAGGUAAAAAGACAAUGGAUGUGAUCCAAGAUGGAGAUCCUGGACUACGAAAGAAGAGAGAAUAUUUUACUAAAAGCAACCUACCUAGUUUAUCACAGACAUUGAAAGAAGCUGCCGAGGCUGCAGAAAAGACGGCAUUGAAAGAGGAGGAAGAAGACGAGAAGAACAGAGCACACUACGGCAUACUCUUUGAUAAAUACCAAGGUCUUUCUCAUCUUGAGGCCCUGGAAAUUUUGUCCAAUCAGAGUGAAGGUAAAGUGCAUUCUGUCAUGGCAACUGUUACUGGGGAUCAGCUUGAAAAACUCAAGACCCAAAUGAUUGAAAUAAAAGAUGCAUUUCAACUGCAAGACAUGGACGUGGAAGAGGAGGAGUAUGAGACUGCUACAUUUGUAGACACAAUCACAGAACACUUGUUUAUUCUGAGUGUUGCUGCAACACCAGACAAAUUAAAACGGGUUCAAAGAGAAGCACAUGAGUGGUUAGCUAAAUGCAAACAAGAGUUAGAAACCCUGAAACAAGAAAAAGAAAUAGGAAUAAAUCUUAGCAAGGAUGCAAAUAAGGAGGAAGAUAUAACAAUAGUACGUGAUGUAGCAGACAACAAGAAUAUUCAAGGUAAUACAGCAGAUGAUAAGAAAGUUACUGAUGGUUCAGCAGACGACAAAAAACAAACUGAAAAUGAUGUAGCAGACGACAAGCAUAUUCAGGCUGAUACAGCGGACAAUAAGAAAGCUACUGAUGGUUCAGCAGAUGACAAAAAACAAACUAAAAAUGAAGUAACAGACGAUAAGACAAAUAUGAAAUAUGAUACAGCAAAUGACAAGCUAGACAUUGAUGUUCUAGCAGACGACAGAAAAGAUGCUCCAUGUAAAGAAGCAGAUAAUAAAGAUCACAAGAAUCAAGAGGAGAGCGAAGAAAAAUCAAAACCAAUGCGUUACCUCGUUCCAAAGGAGAUCCAUGUGAAAACUAUCCAGACGUUAGCAGAAUUAACCUCCAGAUGUAUAGAACAGUUUCACAAAGCGGCAGAAUUAAUGCUGCUUCACCAAGCCAAGGAACACUCCAAAAACCCAAUCCAAAUUGCAGCUAGCCUAUCUAAGUUAACAAGUGUACUAUGCUGCGAGGUGAGUAGCCUUACAUCCUCAUUCUGUGAGCAGCUGACGGUUGCUGCAGACGUCAUGGGAGAGGAGGAUGAUGUGAACCCAUUUAUUACAAAUUCAUACUUGGAGGGCUCCAACAGCAUGUCAUACAUUCAAGAUGCAUUUCAGCUUCUUCUACCAGUUCUACAAGUUGUUGCCAUCGAGUAUGAAGAAUAAAACUACUAAAGAAAAUAUUUAUCAGGUAUUUAAGACAAUGAAUUGAGAAUAGCCUGAUUCAGAUAAGCCAAUGAAAGCUGAUGUUUGCACAUGCAGUCCUGUAUUUCGUUAUGGAUCAAAAUGCAUAUUUCCAAACACAUCACUGUAAAAACUGUUUGGUUGUAAUAUCUAACUGGACAUUUCAGUAAUUACUGUCAGUUUUAUACUGUAUAUGUGGAGGUGGUUCAGUGCAGUGGAGAUGGGUUGGUUUCCCAACCAUUUGGUCAGGGUUUCAGUCCUUCGCUGAGCAUUUUACUUGUGUCUAAGCAGUGUACUACAUUGCCUCAGUCUACCCAACUGUAUCAAUGAGUACCAGAAAAUUCCUGGAAGUAGCCAGUGUUGGACCAAUGUCCCACUGGGGGAGCAUCGCCUCCGCUGCUCGUUACUUUUCACUGGGAAUAAGCACCAGCCCACAUGAGCCCCGUAGCUCAGCUAAGAUUUGCUUUACUUAUGUGUGCAGUAUAAUAACCUCAAGCAAGGGAUUGCGUAUACGAAAAAAUAUUUGUUGCAGCAACUCUGAAAGAGAGACGUAUCGUCUUAUGUACCUUGAAGCAUAAGUCUAAUUAUAAAUCAUUUAUGAUCAUUAUUUUCAUUUUCACACAAUUUGCCUAUGCCCAAGCAGACAAUAAUUAGUGUCUGAUAAUUUUUGCAUCUCGUGUUUUCUUAGUCCGUUGAUGUACAUCGCAAUGUUUUCA